This is a messenger RNA of Pseudomassariella vexata, 1180 nucleotides long. Its product is annotated as Alpha/Beta hydrolase protein. Gene Ontology annotation, molecular function: epoxide hydrolase activity. Bases 227 to 1099 code for a protein of 290 amino acids. The record is from RefSeq and is a predicted model, not a curated record. NCBI's taxonomy places the organism in Eukaryota, Fungi, Ascomycota, Sordariomycetes, Amphisphaeriales, Pseudomassariaceae. The transcript has a single exon.
UCGGAACUGAACUGAACUUAUAGUAAGAUGUGAAAAGUUAGAGGCGCCCCGUACAUGACACGCCCUAUCAUGGAAUGGACGCGCUUUCUAAAAGAGAGCUUGCAUAUAAGGCAGGAUCGAGCCCACCUGGGGAUGAUUUAAACCAAGGCACAAGGCAGCUCAGUUCCCAUCACAACAACGAACAUCACAACCCAAAUCGAGUUGACCAACCCAGACAGGAUCACCAAUGCCUCUCCCCUUUUCUAUCUCCACCGUCAAAACCGACGGCGUAAACAUCUUCUACCGCCAUGCCGGCUCCCCCACCUCCCCCAUACUGCUCCUCCUCCACGGCUUCCCCUCUUCCUCCCACAUGUUCCGCAACCUUCUCCCGCUCCUCUCUCAAUCCCACUACGUCAUCGCCCCCGACCUACCCGGCUUCGGCUUCACCGAAGUCCCCAGCCCGCGCAACUAUCAAUACACAUUCGCCAACCUCGCCCGGACGAUCGAGGCCUUCGUCGAUGCCCUGAACCUGAAGCACUUCGCAAUUUACAUCUUCGACUACGGCGCGCCCGUUGGUCUGCGCCUGGCACUGAACCGCCCUAGUGCUGUUACUGCGAUCAUUACCCAGAACGGGAAUGCCUAUGUUGAGGGGUUUGGGGAGGAGGCUUGGGCGGGGAUCAUGAAGUACUGGAAGAGUGGAAGCCAAGAAGACCGCAAUGCAAUUCGGGUUAUGGUGACCCCUGAUCUAACUAAGGCGCAGUACUUGCGCGGCUCGCUGCGUCUGGGGGAGAUCCAGCCCGAGGCGUACACGUUGGAUCAGGCGCUAAUGGAGAGGCCGGGGAAUGCGGAAAUCCAGUUGGAUCUGUUCUAUGACUAUCGCACGAAUGUGGACUUGUACCCUAAGUUCCAGGAGUACUUCCGCAAUUCGGGGGUUCCUGUGUUGGCGGUUUGGGGGAAGAAUGAUUGGAUCUUCGUCCCUCCGGGGGCGGAGGCGUUUGCGAGGGAUGUGGAUACUCUGGAGUUGCAUUUCUUGGAUGCUGGACACUUUGCACUGGAGACGAACGAGGAGGAGAUGGCGGGAUACAUCAAAGGUUUCUUGGAGAAAAUUUAUGCGGUCUGAUUAAAGCUAUCUACAAAGGAAUACGGGUCUGUGUUGAGAAUGCUAGGGGGGUCAACUCAACUGUUAACCUAAAGACGUGAG